Molecule: messenger RNA, 1419 nt
Organism: Sebastes umbrosus (honeycomb rockfish)
Lineage: Eukaryota; Metazoa; Chordata; Actinopteri; Perciformes; Sebastidae
Product: zinc finger protein Gfi-1b-like
Exons: 6
Coding region: 174-1295 (373 amino acids)
Biological process (GO): regulation of transcription by RNA polymerase II
Cellular component (GO): nucleus
Molecular function (GO): RNA polymerase II cis-regulatory region sequence-specific DNA binding; DNA-binding transcription factor activity, RNA polymerase II-specific
Source: RefSeq, a predicted model, not a curated record
ACCUAAAGGGUACGGUCUACCAAAACUUUAGAGAAGACAGAAAUGUUUUGACAUUGCUUGUCAGAAUAAGGGUAGCAACAGAGGUUAAAACCCAAAAAGUUAUUGAAAUGAGGAGUAUAUUUUAAAAGCAAAUCGUUUUCAAAUAACGUUUUUUAGGGCAUUUUUCCCCUCCGAUGCCUAAAGCCCCACAAUCCUCAGCAGCUUUUCAAAAUCAAAUCAAAUCUCUUUGUGUCAUGUCAUCAGUUGAUGGGUGUGAGAAAGAGAAAAGAGGACGUUGCCAGCAACGAAGACACAAGAAACGCUCUCAACAUUCAGCUGCGCAAUACAGAGUCACCACCACUCAGUCUGCCAUGCCGCGGUCGUUCCUCGUCAGGAGUAAAAGGACUCAUCUACCUGGCCCAUCUAAGGACUCCUACAGACAACACUCCCAGCCCCAAACAGACGCCCACCAACCUGUGCAGCAUGCGCUGGGACAGAGCAGGAGGUCUCCUGAAAAUGCUGUGCAGCCUUUGUCCCCCACGUUAGGGGUCAAAGACCUUCUGUCUAAAGCCUGCUCACCAUGGGACGGGAUGGCAGUCCGGUCUCACAGCGCCCCCACGGAUGAUCCUUGGCCUUCAGCCCCUGUGGAGAACAGAGACGCUCCUCUGCCGGUUUCGCCUUGGACGGUGGACAGACACCAGACAUCUGACAGAGAGAGACAACUAGAGGGACUGGUCUUCAUGUUACUCAACCACACGUCGCACACUGACCUCAAAUCCCCUGUCAGCGAGUGUCCACUCUGUGAAAAGUCUCUUUCAGAAGUCUUAAUAUCAGGAGGUGGCCUGCAUCUUCACAACACCCUCUCUGUCCCAUUGACAAGAUCACCCACUGCCACCGACAUGCCCCAUAUGCCCUUUGGCUUCAGAGCGAUAAGCAGCUAUGGUAGAACCAAGGAGCGUAGCUUUGGCUGCAAGGUGUGUGGAAAGGUGUUCAAGCGCUCGUCCACCCUGUCCACGCACCUCCUCAUCCACUCCGACACGCGGCCCUACCCCUGCCAGUACUGCGGCAAGAGGUUCCACCAGAAGUCAGACAUGAAGAAGCACACCUUCAUACACACAGGCGAGAAACCACACGUGUGCAAGGUGUGCGGUAAAGGAUUCAGCCAAAGCUCCAACCUCAUCACCCACAGCCGAAAGCACAGCAGCUACCGGCCGUUCAGCUGCCCCCGCUGUCAGCACAGCUUCCAGCGCAGGGUCGACCUGCAGCGCCACCGAGAGACACAGUGUGGCUAUGGAGACAUGUACACUCCAAACUGACUGGAUCAAAUGGCAUUUGUAAAUAAUUUUCAAUCAUUCAUAUUUGUAAAAGUCAGAAGAAUCGUUAUGCCUUGCAUGAGUAGAAAUGGAAUGAGAAUAUCAAUAAAACUUGAUUGAUUAAGAA